AUGGAGUUACAAGCGCCACGUUUUUGUGAGGGGAACGUUAUACCUGCGAGCGCUCAGCGCACCACAUCCCCGCAACAUUUCAUUUGCAUGCGUCUGCAGCACGACAACGGAGCCGGAUUCUGUGUUCGCAGCAUACCGUCGGCUCAUUCGCGACCGGGACGGGCAGGCUCGCCCCGAUGCUGCGGGCUGGCUCGUCGGCCGCAAUCACCGCCGGCGGAGGGCGGGCAGUCGGCGGGCACCCCGCGCUUCUCCGCCGCCGGGGCGGGGAGCGGGCGAGGGUUGCCCUCGGGGCAGGCAGGGGCCGCCCCCGCCGGGCACUGGCUCUGCUCCGCUCGUAUCCACCCGAGAGGUGGCCCCAGCACAGCCCUCAGCCGGCGCCGCAGCCCUCUUGCCUUCCCUCCCUCUCCCGCCCCCGUCCCCACCUCUUCUCCAAAACUGCCGGAGCUGCUGCAGAUCUGCUUCACGGGUGCCAGCAGCAGAGAGGGGCUGGCGGCCGUUGACACAGGCACGGCCCAGGGCGGGAGCCACCCCGCCGUCUCCCCGCUGCCCCAUUGCCAUGGCCAGUGUCGCGGCCCAGCUUUGACGAUGUUGCUGAGCACCCCGCGGCCGGGCGGCUGGGAUCGCGGCCGAGUGGGUGAGAGGCUGCAGGCGGCCCUGGCUGGUCUCCAGGAGCUCCAGGUGCUGCGGGAGAAGCAGCGGGAGCUGGUGCGGGCCGCCCUGGCCAUGUCGCAGCGGCCGGCGGCGGGCGGAAGCGACCAGCCCCUGUCUGCCCAGAGCAAAGAACACCGGCUGGAGGCCACCCUCACCGCCCUGAAGGAGCAGCUGUCUCGUUUGAGGAGACAGGAUGUCGGCUUGAAAAGCCACCUGGAUCAGCUAGACCAGCGAAUAAGUGAGCUGAAAUUGGAUGUCAGUAAGACCUCUAGUGAAUACUUGGAUAGUGACAGCCGACCCAGCUCAGGCUUCUAUGACCUGAGUGACGGUGGUUCUUGCUCACUCUCCAAUUCUUGUACCUCUGUGUACAGUGAGUCCAUCUCCUCCUCCCACACCAGUCUCUUGCCCAGCUCUCAACACCCUAAAGCAAGGCUCAGUGUGUUUGAUUAUCGACCCAAGUCUGCAGAUGAAACUACUGUUCACACCACCAGCUUCCAACAGCAGGGAACCUGUGUCAGUGAUGGAUGCCGAAUUCCAGCUAGCACAGACAUUUCUGGGACUCCUGCCAGGUCCCGACCAAGGCCAGUUUCCACAGGUGACUUGGAAAGACUCAUUCCUUCAGACAAAAGAUUUCAGAAAGAGACAGAUCCCAAAUCUGUGUUGCCUCUGUACCAUGAUGGAGACAUGCACUUGCUCAGCAUGGACCCCAAAUUCCAGAAUGACUUAGUCUCCAAGAAUGGUGUUGAUGUAUAUCCUUAUCCAAGCCCCCUCCAUGCGGUGGCUCUACAAAGUCCCCUUUUCUCCCUGGUGGGGACAUCGCCAGAAGCAGACCUCCAAGCUCCUCCGAGCAAACCCAUGCCUAGUGUGACAGGUCCCAGCUUAAUUAGGACUAGGCCAACUACUGAGGCCAAGCCAGGGGGCUACAUCAAUAAAUUGCUGCAGCUGACAAGAUGCAAAGGGAACAAUCGGUCUGAUGCCAAUGAGUGGGUUUCAACAAAGAGCCAGCCAGCCACAAUGCACCAGAGACUCAUUAUAACCCCCAGCACUGGUGGAGUGAAAAUUAACAGCAGCAGUAGCCAGCUGGAAAAACAAGUAAGUUCUCUGGAAAGUAACAAAGCUGAAGGGAAGCUGCAGAGAGAGGUGCUGGAGGGGGAAUGUGCCAAGCAGCAGGACACCAUGCACUGUGUGAAUGAAGAGCAGCCAUCCACUCGGCCUGACACAGAGCCAUCAGCUGUGAAUAGUUGUUAUCCUGCCAAGUCAGCAUCAAGGGGCUCUCCUUUGGCAGAAGCAACAGAGAGCAGCCUGGAGCACAGUUCAUCCAGCUCACAGCUGUGCCAGGAGGACUCCAGCCUGGGCAACUGGAACACUAAAGCCAACCCACCCAGAAAGCAUCCUCUCAAACGGUCUGGCAGUACCAAAUUGGCUAACACUGGGGGUCAUGAGCGAGCGGCACGAAGUGAGUUUGUUCACGCUCAGUUCGUCCCCGCAGAAUCCCACCAAGUCCGGGUCAAGUUUGCCAGCUCCAAAACAAAGGCAGUGAAGAUAAAGAGGCGGAACAGUGAAAAGGUAUUACGGUCUGGGAAGCAAACAUUUUGCAUGGAGAAGGGCAGAGGGUCCCAUGCGGCUGCCAGGCUGCCUGCUGAGUGGAAUCAACCCCAAAGACCACACGGAAUGAAGAGCCUUGUGAGGAGACCUUCGUAUUCUGGUGAUGUGACUGGCAGGUCAUGCUCAGAGUCUAGCCUGUUCCCUGUGCAGGUCAGGCUCCCCACUGUGCCAUCCAGGCCAGAGAUCUGCAGAGCCUCUGCCAGUGCACUGUAUUCCCUCGAAGUAGCUUGUGUAGACUCAGCCAACAAGAAGAAACAGCGCAAGUGGCAGUCCACGGGAGAGAUCUCUGCCAAGGUCCACUUGGCCAGCAUCUCUAGUGGGUUUGGCCUGGGAGCUCCAAGGCAGCCAGCAAGGAGAGCUGGUGUCCUGCGCACUGUCAGUAUGAGGGCUCGCUCCAAGAGUCAGCGCAAUGGAGCUUAUGCCAAAAGCGAAUCAGACCACUCAGAGUACUCUGCAGAGUGUGCUUCCCUCUUUCACUCCACCAUUGCAGAAACCAGCGAAGGGGAGGUCAGUGAUUUCACAACUAACCGUUUCGGGGACAGUGAGUCCAGUGAAAGUGAUUCAGAUGGCAGCAGUAACAGUAGCAGCCUUGCCCUGGACUAUGAUGAAGGGGAUGAAAGUGAGCUGAUUUGGCCUGAAGGUUCUGUCAAACAAUCGGGGACUGUCCAGGCCUCUUCCAAGCCUCUUCCCCCAGUGCCCAAAAUCUGUCGCAUCAAAGCUUCAAAGGCACUAAAGAAGAAGAUCAGGAGAUUCCAACCUGCUUCUCUGAAGGUCAUGACCAUGGUUUAAAGGACAGCAAGCAUCUGUUUCUUAGUGAGCCUUCUGGGUCUCAUUUGCAAAACAAGAAGGAACUGUGAAUAAUCCCUGAAUCAACACAAGGGAUUUUGUUUGUUAAUGCCUGGAUAUAAACGUUGCUGUAUCCAGUUUCCUCUUUUGCCAUUUAUUCUGUAAAUAUGUAUUUGUGUAUAUUAUGUAAUGCCUUUUUUUACUAUGCAGAAGGGUCACCAUGCUGAAAAUGAAAACAAACUGGCAUAAGAUUUUACAGGCGGGUUGUUUACUGUAUGCAUGCACAGAAUCAGUCCCAGACACAAAGGCUUCACAAGAAGAGGGGCCUUUCCCAAGCAGAUAUUUGGUAGCAUCUCUCCCUCUUGUGAGGAGUCUUUUGCAGUCUGAAGUCUGCAUUAACCGUCCAGCUGUCAACUGUGUUAGUAUGGAAAAGCUCUCUGUAUUCUCCAUAGUUUUACUUUACUUCAAAUCAACCAUCCUGUAUCUCUACAAAACAUCAGGAGGACAAGUCUGUUCUUCCAUAAAAACAUACUAUGUUUAAUCAAGAAGGCAAAUUUAUUUGUGAAUGAGAGCAAGGCUUCAGUUUGUUUCCUGUUUUCAAAACUUCGAGUGCAGAGUUUUUAUUCAAGCCCCCUCUUUAUGAUGUUCAUUUGUUGAAUGGGUGAAAGAACAGGAGAGCUCAGUGCCACAGUGUGAAUAGCUGGGACUGAAAUUAUAGCUUUGCCCAUGAGAUUAAAACUCAAUAAAUACUAUUUAAUGUACUUCUGAAAAUUA
Dryobates pubescens (Downy woodpecker) is the source of this 3816-nucleotide messenger RNA. RefSeq names its product dishevelled binding antagonist of beta catenin 2 (gene DACT2). Gene Ontology annotation, biological process: negative regulation of nodal signaling pathway. NCBI's taxonomy places the organism in Eukaryota, Metazoa, Chordata, Aves, Piciformes, Picidae. Gene Ontology annotation, cellular component: cytoplasm. The record is from RefSeq and is a predicted model, not a curated record.